ACACAUUCGCUCGAAAGAUGAAGGCUCUGGUGAUUCUGGUCGCUGUAUCAUGUUGCUCAGCACAGCUGGUGCUUCCGUACGCGGCGCCCUGGGUGCUGCCUCAAGCGAAGCUGAUCACUACCCCUGAGAUCAAGACCGAUCUCAAGACCGUUCCUUUGGUCUCCCCUUACGCCCACCCCUUCGGACAUCCAUUCGUGGCUUCCCCUUAUGCCUUCCCCCACGCUGCCUACCCCUACUCUGCCUACCCCUACUCUGCCUACCCCUACAUCCUCAACGCCGAUGAUACUCUCAAGGCCACCGAAUUCCCAUACAUUUACCAAAAGGACGAACAGGAGCCAGCUGUAGAAGAGGCACGUCGUCGUCGUCGCGACGUCAAGAUCCCCUUCCCGUACCUCCACGCCGUGCCCACCGUCACCAAGCACACUGUGGAGACCAAGCAGUUCGAGCCGAUCGACGCUAACACCCCCGCCGACACUACCAAGAUCGAGCUCACCACCAAGGAGCACGAGUCUCCGGCCCCCGUCAAC
Messenger RNA from Penaeus monodon (black tiger shrimp), 527 nucleotides. RefSeq lists its product as uncharacterized. The annotation marks the transcript as partial. The record is from RefSeq and is a predicted model, not a curated record. The transcript is spliced from 2 exons. NCBI's taxonomy places the organism in Eukaryota, Metazoa, Arthropoda, Malacostraca, Decapoda, Penaeidae.